Molecule: messenger RNA, 1737 nt
Organism: Acanthamoeba castellanii str. Neff
Lineage: Eukaryota; Discosea; Longamoebia; Acanthamoebidae
Exons: 5
Source: RefSeq, a predicted model, not a curated record
AUGGAUUUUUGGGAUGGCUGGAAGCUGAGCUACCUGACUCAGGCCUUCACCAACCAGCCCGCAUCGCUGACGGGGAUGGAUAUGGGCAGCGCUAAGGAGAUCGCCAGCGAGCAGACCCUAGUCUGGGAAGCCCUGGCCCUGAGCGCACAGUUGAAGGACUUCGUGGUGGAAGAGAUGCAGGACCGAAGCAAAAUCAUGCGAUGGCGUGAGGCUGUCGAGGAGACCAAGAAGCUGAGCAUCACAUCCCUGGACCAGCUGGAGGUCGGCCGGGACUACAAGACCGAGCAGGGGAUCCCCAUCAAGCGGCUACCCACCAACGAGCUCGACCUCGCGGGCAAGAUCCUGCUCAAGAUCCUGCCGCAGCUCGAUGGCCGAACAGGCGUCACCCUACUCAAAGCCUAUUUCGCCGAGGGCACGGGCAAGAUGGCGAUUGAGUCGUUCUCGAUGCUGACGUUCAACGAGGGCAUCGGCAUCGCCCUGCACCGCAAGGACGUCGAUAAGGUGGCCGCACAGGACGUGUUUCUGGUCUUCUCGCUCGAGGAGAUCCCGCUCGACCAGAAGUACGUCGUGGCGCCGCGCGAGCGCAAGGGCGAAGUGGAGGCCGGCGAGCGACGGAUCAAGAUCAAGCGGAUAUCGGUCAAGGACGUCUACAUCAGCUACCGACGCCGGGAGCUGGUCGUGGGCGGCAAGCUGGCGGCCGAGGCUCGCGCCGGGCUCAACCUCGGAUCCAUGGUGGGUGUGCUCAACCGCGAGCUCAAGCUCAACUUCAACAUGGCCGGCAACAUGGGCCACAUGGGUACCGGCGGAGGCCACCUGGCUCUGGGCGGCGUGCGAAAGAAGAUCGACUUCAGCUCCAUGGGCUCUGCUGGGUCGGCGUCGUCAGCAUUGGCCUCGCCCGCCUCGCCAAGUCGUGCCUCUUCUCCCGCAUCGCGCAAGACAGUCGACCCGAGCAGCCCCUCGGCCGGCACCAAGCGCAAGAUCGACGACAAGGAGAACGAGCCCAACGGUGCGACGGCAUCGUCGCCCUCGCGCGGAUCUCCUGCGCGCGGGUCUGCGCUGACGCCCGUCAAGUCUUCGACUUCGCCGUCCAAGCGCGCCAGGCCCAGCCCGCUUCGAGUCAAGCUCGAGCAGGCGACCGCGCCCGCUGCUUCUUCCCCUCUCGCCUCCAGCACUGCCGCCUCCGCCUCUGUUAUCCCCUCCUCGUCUGUCGCGCCGCCCUCCGCCUCUGUCGCCCCCGUUCUCGCUCCCGUCUCCGCUUCCCUGCCCUCAGCCGUCGCUCACGUGCCCGCGAGAGUCGCAUCCCGCACCAAGCCCCGGCCUUCCGUCUCGAUGGGCCUGUUGGACCUCCUACCCACUCCUCCCCCCGCUGCCGCAGUCGCCUCAGCACCUCCCGCCGCCGCUGCUCCUGCUCCUGUAGCGCAGCCCUCGGUCAAGCCGCCGACCUCGCUCCCCGUCUCGUCCAAGCCGGCGGCUGCUGCGCCGGCUCCGGUGUCGCGUCGCCAGCCCAUGACCAUGAAACCCGUCUCUGCCACUCAGGGCCUCAAGGACCUCUUCGCCCCGGCCCCGGCCGCCUCUGGGUCCGCCGGCGCGAGCGGUAGCGCCAACUCCGACUCAACGACAUCGACGAGGUCUGGGUCGAUCUCGGCGCUGCCCUUCUCCUAUAUUCCCUACGCCACGAUCGACCCGUCGGCACUCGCGGCCAAGGCCGCCGCUGCGGCGGCGACCGGGAGUGCCACC